CGACUUAUCCGGAGUUUCUCAAAAGAUCAAGGGUCAUGAUUUAUAUGAAGAUUUGACCAUGACAGCUCACGUAAUUGAUAAGAGUGAUCCAAGGAAAUGCGCAAAGGCACUUUUUACAGGCGUACCUAGACAACUGGUUCGAUGUGAUCCUCCAUUCAAUGCCACCUUCAGGCGCGUAUCCGGCCAAUUAGAAAUAAAUGCGAUGUGGCGACAGGCGGACAGAAAAGCUAUCCGAAAUUACUAUGUGAGAUAUAAGACAGCAGGCAGCCCGCAGUGGAGUAAGAGAAUUCUGUCUGUGACAUCACCAUUGGAGGAGUGUGGUAAACAGGAGAGAUCUUGGGGUGGGGGAGCUCUUGCGGCACCGGAAAUCCACCACCAGCUCCUUGGUUUUCCAGAUGUUGAGCUGGAGCCAGUGCAAUCAAAAGAUGUGGAGAAGUGUAUUGUAGAGAAUGUGAAUUCCUCGUUGGUCCAUGAGGUGCAGAUACAAUGUGUCGCCAAUGAGAAAUGUUCACAAUGCCCAUGGAGCAACGGCUACACUGCUCCACCAGGUCAGAGUCCCCUGCAUUGCAUUUUUCCUAGCGGAGAACCGGUGGAGGGCUACCACGUGAGUGUUGCGAAAGCCUCGGGAGAGCCGCCGUCUGUAUGGAUGAACACCCGUCAUCCUGAGAUCAAACUGGUCCUAUCCUUCUCAGCCUACCUCCUCAGCAUCGCGGCCUUCAACAACGUCAGCACCUCCCCCGCUGUGAGCCGGACCAUACUGCCACCGGAGAACAGCAAGUAUUGGUUUCCACAGAGAAACAAAAGUGGACGCGGUUACCCAAAGACAAAGCUGAACGUGACAUUCAACAGUAACACGUCUUUUACCCUGUCUUGGAAAGACGACCUGUUCAAUUCCUGCUCAUGCUACAGCGUGGAAUGGUACAGCAGAGGACACGAGACUCGCUACAUGUCCUUUUUCGAGAACAAGAACAAGCACAAGACCAUUUCCUUUAAGGAGCCUCUGGAGCCCCACGAGCGGUACAGCAUCUCCCUCCACACGAGGGACACCCGCGAGACCUGCAACAUCAAGCACAUCAAUAACAGCGAGAGCACUUAUGGAAGUACGCACUUCUAUUUUACUGAAGGAUCUCCUCUCGGUGCUCCGACUAACAUCAGCGCACACAGCGUGACUGCAAGUUCCAUGGUCCUGCAAUGGACGUCUGUUCCAGAGGAAGACGUCAGAGGCGUCCUCCUGGGUUACAUCAUCUUCUACAACGAGUACCACCACAGGGCAACACGUACCGAGAAAAACGUGACCGUGGAGCCCACGUCGAACAGCCACGAGCUGGGAGGUCUAAGCAGCGGAACCGUGUACGUGGUCCAGAUUUCGGCUUUUACCCGCGCUGGCGUGGGAGCACGAAGCACAUUAAGCCACUUCGAAACAAGUCCUCAAGGUCAUCCGACUCUCGGCGUUGCCAUAGCAACCGUUGUCCUUUUGGUCGUUUUGAUAUGUUUGAUCAAAACCGUCUCUCUGCUGUUUAAGAGCGUAAAAAACAAGUUCUGGUCUAGCAUACCUAACCCCGGCAACAGCAACGCCGUGCAGAAAAUCGACGGGUCUUCUGAGCGGGAAAUUCAGAGGCACCUUAACACUCUGCAGUUAGAAGAAUGGGAUACUUACAGUCUUCACAUAAUCGAUAAAGGAGCUGAGAGCACCACUUCAGAGUUACUACCAUCAAAUCUUGCAGAAGCUGAGGGAAACUCAGACUCCGAACAGCUAUCGACCGAUAGUCUUAAUGUGGACUGGUUCCAAGAAGAGACAGAGACUGCAAGUGAAGAUCUCUUUUCUCACAUUACGGCAGGGGCAUCCGUGGACAUGCAACAGAAAGAGUCUGAGAGUUUGCCAUUCACUUUUCCGAGUGACUAUACAACCAUGGAAAUGUUUCAGCAGGCGACGCCUAGCAGCACCCCUGCUCUAACAACGGCUAGCAAUAAAGUCAGCAGCAGCAGUCCGUCCAGUACUGAACAUUGCACGUAAAUUUAGCAUUUUUACAUUCUGUUCUAUUUCAAAAAAGUUCUGAACAGAACCCUCUACAUGAUGAGUCGGGCCCAUUGGAUUAAUUAAACCUGAGGACAAUCUAUAAACACAAUAAAGACGGGACUGUGGGGCGUCUGGGUGGCGUAGUGGUCUCUUCCUAUGCCUACCAACACAGGGAUCAGUGGUUUGAAUCCCCGUGUUACCUCCGGCUUGGUCGGGCAUCCCUGCAGACACA
Molecule: messenger RNA, 2249 nt
Organism: Lampris incognitus (smalleye Pacific opah)
Lineage: Eukaryota; Metazoa; Chordata; Actinopteri; Lampriformes; Lampridae
Product: leukemia inhibitory factor receptor
Exons: 13
Coding region: 59-2014 (651 amino acids)
Biological process (GO): cytokine-mediated signaling pathway
Cellular component (GO): signaling receptor complex; external side of plasma membrane
Molecular function (GO): cytokine receptor activity; cytokine binding
Source: RefSeq, a predicted model, not a curated record